This is a messenger RNA of Cherax quadricarinatus, 2402 nucleotides long. NCBI's taxonomy places the organism in Eukaryota, Metazoa, Arthropoda, Malacostraca, Decapoda, Parastacidae. The record is from RefSeq and is a predicted model, not a curated record.
AAAAGUCGACUAAUAUGCCAGCAUAUGUAAAUAAAAGUUUUUGUGUGUAUUUUGAACAAUAAUUUUAGUGUCUAAUAUUUUAAAGUAGAUUUCUUAAAAGUUUUAAUAUUUGAGCAGUAUACAUACAUAUAUUAUGUAUAAGUGAGGUGAAAGUGUUGAAUGAUGAUGAAAGUAUUUUCUUUUUGGGGAUUUUCUUUCUUUUUGGGUCACCCUGCCUCGGUGGGAGACAGCCGACUUGUUAAAAAAAAAAAUACAUAUAAUAUCUUUCUAAUAUUUAUCCACAAAAUUACCUUCAGGGAGUUCCAGUAGGGGUUCACGGUUCCAUCGAACUUUUUGGCCUCUUUCUUCUUGGGAUAUCCAUAGUUAUGCAGCUCCGGUGGCUAGGCUUUCGUACCUUCGUAAAGCAUAAACGCUCCAUGGUUAAAACAGUGGCUUGGGUGGGAAUGAUCAUCGAGGCAAUAGUUGUGAUCGCGAGAAAUGACACCCAGUAUCGUGUUACUCGUGCCCUGCGCCCUAUCUUCUUCAUCGAUAACAGAUAUUUAGGGGGUGUUCGCAGAUUUUUGCGGCAAAUCCUGCAAUCAGUGCCACCGAUCCUUGAGGUAUUGGGUAUCUUGCUUUUUAUCCUCAUAAUUUUCAGCACUCUAGGAUUUUAUUUCUUCAGCCCCAAUCAAGCUGAUCCAUACUUCAGAUCUUUUCAGCAAGGAUUUGUUUCUCUUUAUGUGCUCUUGACUACUGCUAAUUUCCCAGAUGUGAUGAUGCCAGCAUACACAAAAAGCCGUUGGAGUGCUGCUUUCUUCAUUGCAUUCUUGGCCAUCAAUCUUUACUUCUUGAUGAAUCUGAUGCUUGCUGUCGUCUUUGUAGUUUUUAGUGAUAUCGAAAAGGAUAAAUUUAGGAAACUGUUGGUUCAUAAGAGACGAGCUUGUCAGUAUGCAUUCCGUCUGCUUGUAACCAGAUCACAGCCGACUCACGUUCCCUUUAGACACUUCCGGGGGCUCCUGAAAUUCUUCAGACCCAGAGCUAGUGAACGAGAUGCCUACCUCGUAUUUAAAGCCUUAAACCGCUCAAAAUCGGGCUUUUUAUGCCUUAGCGAGUUCUACAAUAUUUAUGAAAUGUGUGGAUUCAAGUGGAGACCUUAUCAGUCACCCGACCCUUGGUUCAAUGACUUUCCUGAUCCCCUCCGCGGCUGCUUUUACCUCAUUCGAAGACUUGUCACGUGGAAGUGGUUCGAUUUCUUUGUCUAUGCGAUAAUAAUAUUGAAUGCAGCGACUCUUCUUAUGAAGACCAUCUUCGUCUCAGCAAGUGGAGUUCCUGUCUCACACGACCUUCGUGUAACGUGGGAUCAAGUAGCUUUUGUAACAUUUUAUGGUGUAGAGGCCAUCUUGAAAAUGGUUGGGCUCGGAUAUAAACAAUACUUUCACUCUGGCUGGAAUAUUUAUGAUUUCUCUAUCACAGUAUUGUCAAUAGCUGGUAUCAUUGCAGAGAAAUUUUCCAGUUCCUUCUUUUAUAUAGUUAUAUUAAGACCAUUAAGGCUUCUUAGGUUGUUCAAGAUGAGAAAACGGUAUAGAGAUGUCUUCCAGACUUUAGUCAUCUUGACACCACGCAUAAUUUCAGCCAUUGUUGUCAUCAUCAUCACCUAUUACUUCUUCGCUGUCAUAGGGAUGGAGCUGUUUUCUGAUUAUGACAUGAAGAACUGCUGUGUGAAUACAACGGUGGAACAAUUCUACAAGGAUGACAACACUACAGUGUAUGUGGAUUACUAUUACCUCAACAACUUUGAUAAUAUUUUUAUAGCAGGAGUCACACUGUUUGAACUAACAGUGGUUAAUAACUGGUUUAUAAUUAUGGAAGGUUAUGCAGCAGUAACGAAUGAUUGGGCCAGGCUGUACUUCAUGCUGUUUUACUUAGUAAUGAUGGUUGUCAUGUCAGUUGUGGUCGCUUUUAUUCUGGAGGCAUUCACAUUUCGCAUGGAAUACAACCAGACAGUGAAAGGAGAUAAGGAUGGGGAUGAAGAGAAUGUAUGUAUUAAUGUUGGAUUAACAAAAGAAGAACUAAGAUUUGUAUAUAGUAGUGCUGCAGAUACUCCAACUCUCCAGCAGUAUGCCAGAGCUCUAGAAACUCAGGGUAUUGUACAAUACGAAGGUAAACGAAGAAGAACAAGAGUUGUCCUUCAGCGUCGAAUGUAUCGUGAUGAAAUUCCUGGUUGGUUGCUGGAAGCAGACAGAGAACAUGAAGACAGUCCAGGAUUACCUACUCCUCGGUCUUUUUCAAGGAGAUGGACUGAGCCAGCAGAUAUAAGCACUCCAUCAGCAUCAGCACAUGAAACCCCUCAGCAAACACCACCUUCUUAUUAUGGUACUCUAAAUUUAAAUAGUUCCACAGAAAGCCAAAGAAAUGAAGUAUAA